AUGGAAGAGAAAGGGAAAGUGACAGCGAAAUCAAAAACCCUACCCCUACCACCACCGCCGGCCCAUCAUCAUCAUCAUCCCGGAGCAUUACAUUACAUUUUCUCUCUCCUUCGUGGAUUUCAGCGUCAGUUUUUUCAAACUCCUCCUCAUGCCCGCGCUCUCAAGCCCCACCACCCACACCUUUUCUUAGAGAGCGAAACACCGAUUUACAGAUCAACCGCAAACUCCCUCAGAUCUACGGAGACUCCUCUUUCUCGAUUCUCGCGAUAUAUACGAUACCAAAAGGGCAUCAAAGGCGGCUGA
Lactuca virosa is the source of this 303-nucleotide messenger RNA. The record is from the annotation of a GenBank genome assembly. Lineage: Eukaryota; Viridiplantae; Streptophyta; Magnoliopsida; Asterales; Asteraceae.